Messenger RNA from Toxorhynchites rutilus septentrionalis, 3190 nucleotides. RefSeq lists its product as uncharacterized. Lineage: Eukaryota; Metazoa; Arthropoda; Insecta; Diptera; Culicidae. The record is from RefSeq and is a predicted model, not a curated record. The transcript is spliced from 4 exons. The coding region runs from base 437 to 3064 and encodes 875 amino acids.
ACUAAAAAUGUGCUUUAAUUUGAAGCCCAUAACGAUAUCCGAUAUCCAGCAAAAUUAAAAUAUAAGACACAACGUAGGGUUUGAACGAUUAAUGAGUGUUACUUUUAAGUUCAAUUUCGUCUCUGUAGACGUAAAUUCCAAUCAACAGAAUGGGUAAAAAUCAAUGCAUAUUCAUACUACCUGUUUAUGCAAGCUUCAUCAGGAUCAAGUCUAGAAAUGAUUUGGGAUGGAAACGAUCUAUUGCGUCACGAUUAUCGCCAAGUCGACUAGUCGAUUCUCAUUAUGGAACAUUAUACUGUACAAUCAGGUAUCUCGCAUAUCUCUCAUCGCAUCGCAUCAAACCGAACAGUGGUGUAUGCAAGAAGUGGCAGCCCCCAUGCAAGACAAAGUAUAAAUAUUUGCAAGCAUUAAUUCCAUUGCGUCCCAGCCGUCGUCAAUGAUAUUAAAGUUCAUAGUAUCGCCAACUUUAUCUACAAAUCCCUCACAGGCAGCGGUGCUAGUGGUAGGAUCAUCAUCAUCCAACGCGACAACUAGUUCCUCCCGCCGUCAUCUAAAUCUUCCAGUACCGUUGCUACUGCCACGAUCUACGGCGCAGAUAAGACCAGAACCUCCCCCACCGUAUUGGGCACAUUACCAGCAUCGUCCCGUUGGCACAGCAAGAGCAACGCCACUAGCCUCGGGUGAUCCUCGGCCUAUUCCAGUGUCCGGUUACACUAGUAGCAGUAGCAGUAGUUCCUCAACUGACGAAGGGGACGCUAGUGCCGGGGUCAACAAUGCACAGCAAGCCUCACCGUUAUCAGCAACAGCAGGAGCACAUAACUAUCGACGGAACCAUCCUACGGAGGGCAAUCCAAGGGCAUCAGCGAGAAAUCAUCGGUACAACAUUGCCCGUCAACAGCAACGUCAGCGGAUCAAAGAGCACUUGUUGAGUCAAGAUGCAUUUUGUCCGGAUUUGGUUCGUAAUUGCAAAAUUUCAACAGACCCACAAUCCGAACGAAACUCCCCCGAGCCGGAGCAAGUGCCGAGCACUAGCGGCUAUAACCGGUCAACGAAUGACCAAGAAAUUUACGUAGAAAUAGAGGAACUGAACCAAAGCCUGACUUCAGCUCAAAUCACAAUCACCAAUGCAGCAAACUCAUCUGAAACAGCCUGUGGAUCUAACACUCAGAACGUUCAAAGCGGCGUUCCAACAGGGGGGACCAUAACCACGACUGUUGGUGAUAUGGGUCAAAACCUGAGCAUCCGAAGGCCAAAAAUUUCUUUAACGUGGGUUCUACGCGAACAAGCUCAGCAACAGCAACAAAACCAGCAACAACCGGCAGGGAAUCUGCAACAAGUAAUUAGUCAACAAAACGGCAGUCAUUACAACCACCAUUUGACACAUUCAACCCAAUCUCGUCGACCGUCACCUGUGAAACCCAUUAUCAGCAACGGUACCACAGCGCUACCAUCGAAAACGGCAAUCAGUGUAAAUGUUCCAACCAGAAAGAAAUCUCGCAACAGCAGCAAAGAGCGAUUGUUUAGCGAAAAAUAUGUCAGCGAUAACAAUCUGACGGAGUAUCACAACGAUAAAUCGAAAUCGAAUAAUAUUGUACAUGUAUUGGAUGGAUCGUCUGCUCCCCCGUCUACUGAACAUCACAACAGCUACAAUGGCAUUUACCGUAAAAGUAAUCGAAGCUAUCGUAAAAACAGCGAUCGCCUCAAAAAAAAAGACCGUUCCUCAAUAUAUCCCAAUCUGGUGCAGAGUGAAACUGUAGACAAUUUGCUGAACAAUAACAAUAACAGUAUUAUCGUUAAUCUCAACCAGGAAGACAAACUGCUGAAGGAGAAGUCUGUGCUCGCGCUCAAAAACACUUAUUCGGAACCCACUCUUUAUACAACCGUUUCGGAGCCAUCCUCCUCGAAAAAACAUCGUCACCGACGGCGGAGAGAACGCUUCCGGUCUCAGCGAUUUGGCUAUGAAAUUCAAAAUGUUGACGAAUUUCUAUCCAAAUGUUCGCUCUCCUCACCGGGCAACAUUCCCGUGGUGCUUUCAUCGGCGGCCACCCUCUAUCAGACCCGGCCCGGCAGCUACCAGAUCGAAAUACCGCUGCCCCUGGGGAUGGUCGUCAACGCAGUGUUCAAAAAUCAAAACUGGCUGUACGUUCAAACACCACACGCCGAAGAGGGCUACGUGGCGUACGAGACGUGUCUGCCACUUGGCAUUCUGCCACCAAACCAAAGAUCAAGCUCUACUUCCAAGCCCACACCAUGUUGGGAAACAAACAAAGACGUCUUCCCCCGUCCGAGCGGUAAUCUAACCGACAGCGAGAAAGAGAUACAACAGCUUCGAGGUGGAACCCGCUCUGAAGGUCGACGGACGCCGCGCCUCAAACGUAGCAGUACCAACAGCCGCAGCAUCGCCUCGAUCGCGUGUAACAGCGAGAAAAAUCUGGACUCAUUGUACCUACGGGUAGCGAACCAGCCCAAAUCGUUCGACUCCCAGACCCAAUUUGCUCAACUCAAACUUACGACGAAAGUGCUCAAUGGGAACGUUAAUUCAGGAAAGGUGGAUAAAAUACUGAACAAGGACCAAUCGGAGAAGACAGCUACCAGCGGUGACUUUAAUCACGUGCCGAAGCAACAGCAACAACAACAACUACAACAGCAUCAGGCGCAUAACCCAUUCUAUCAUCACCAUCACCACAAGAUUCUGCUGAAAAGCGGAAACAACGGAAGUGGCUCAGCUAGCAGUGUCAUCAACGCAGGACAUUACCAUAAGACUGUAAACAAAAUUAGCUAUAGCAGUAAUAAUAACAGCAUUAAUUGUAACGUUAAGUUAGUCAGCAGUAACAGCAAUAAUCUACGAUCGGCGACCGCAGUCCGGCAGACUUUGCUGGCCAUCACCGAUAACUACUGCUCGGAUUCGGUUAGUGUGCAGAAGGGCGAUGUGGUCACUCUGCUCGCAUGUAAAGAGUACCAAGAGAAGGGACUUAAGAAUUACAAGCAGUGGUUUUUCGUGAGAACACGCGAUGGCCACGAAGGGUAUAUACCAGCGGAGGCUGCCGGUCACGGUUUUCUCUAACGUCUUAGCGAUGGAAAUAGGUUCAUCAUAGUUUGAACAUGUAAAGAAAUAUUAAUAAACGUUUGCUUGCGAUAGAAUUGUACUACACAUAAGCGUUAAUUGUUUAUAACCAAAUGAUAUUUAAAU